Messenger RNA from Cottoperca gobio, 2801 nucleotides. RefSeq names its product neuroplastin a (gene nptna). Gene Ontology annotation, biological process: dendrite self-avoidance; homophilic cell-cell adhesion; axon guidance. The transcript is spliced from 9 exons. Gene Ontology annotation, cellular component: axon; plasma membrane. Bases 212 to 1405 code for a protein of 397 amino acids. Gene Ontology annotation, molecular function: cell-cell adhesion mediator activity. Lineage: Eukaryota; Metazoa; Chordata; Actinopteri; Perciformes; Bovichtidae. The record is from RefSeq and is a predicted model, not a curated record.
AGGUGGUUCCCUUGCUGCACCGGGCUGACACACAGCAGAGAGCUGCACAGGUAGCUAGUAGCAGUGCCGGAGGCUCCCGCUAGUCUACCUAGUGACACUUCCCUCCCUGCGUGAUAUCAUUACAGUGAGUGGAGCCUCGGUGAAUCCACCCCGCAUCCUCAUAUCCCGCUCAGGUCACCUUACCGCUCGCCUACCGGCAUUUUCUCCGAAGAUGAUACCUGGCAAACGAAGAGCUGCAGUCAUGUCCUUCUCGCUGGUGAUAUUUGGAGCCCUGAUGCUGCAGCCCGUCUCUUCCCAGAACGCUGGCUUUGUGAAAUCACCUUUUUCUGAGACUAAGCUCACUGGCGACACCUUUGAGCUGUACUGUGACGUGGUGGGAAACCCCACCCCAGAAAUCCAGUGGUGGUACUCUGAGAUCAACCGAGCCGAUUCCUUUAGGCAGCUGUGGGACGGCGCCCGUAAGCGGCGAGUGUCCAUCAACACAGCAUACGGCUCCAACGCCGUGAGCAUGUUGGGUGUCUCUCGUCUCGCGCUGGACGAUGUUGGUACCUAUGAGUGCAGAGCCAGCAAUGACCCGCGACGUAAUGACCUGCACCAAAAUCCAGCCACCACCUGGAUCCGUGCGCAGGCCUCUAUAACUGUGCUGCAGAAGCCGUCAAUCGCCGCCUCUGAACACACCACACUUCCUGUGGAAGGCGAUGUUUACAUGCUGCAGUGUAACCUGACCAGCGCCCACAGCGUCCACAAGGAGAGCUUCUGGAUGAAGAAUGAGGAUGAGAUCCCGGAAACACGCAGCCCAAAUGGGAACACUGAAUACAAGCUGAAGAAACCAAGAGGAGACGCCGCCGGAGUGUACAUGUGUGUCUACACCUUCGAGAUGGCUCCUCCAGCAAACGCCACCAUAGAAGUUAAAUCUGCUCCUGACAUUACAGGCCACAAGCGUAGUGAGAAUAAGAACGAGGGCCAGCUUGCUGUACUCUACUGUAAGUCUGUGGGAUAUCCUCAUCCGGUCUGGACCUGGCGCAAGUUUGACAACGGCAUUCCCAGGGAAAUUGACAACUCAAGCGGACGCUUCUCCAUCAGUAGCAGAGACAACUACACUGAGCUUCACAUUGUCAACCUGGACAUAAAUUUAGAUCCAGGCGAGUACCACUGCAAUGCCACCAACAUGCUCGGCAGCCGUGACGAGAAGAUCGUGCUGAGGGUUCGCAGCAACUUGGCCCCCUUAUGGCCUCUUCUGGGGGUUUUGGCUGAGAUCAUCAUCCUGAUCGUCAUCAUUGUCGUUUAUGAGAAGCGUAAGAAGCCAGAUGAUUUACAAGACGAUGAUGACAAUGCAGGUCCCGUGAAAACUAAUUCAACCAACAACCACAAAGACAAGAAUCUCCGCCAGAGGAAUACAAACUGAGCAGCCUGUCUGCUGAGUUUCAUUACACAAAUGUAUUGACCAUAUGAAGGUAAACAAGAAGGGUGUCCAUACCAGUUGUUAAUAAGAAGUAUCUGCCAUUACAAGUGUGGUUGUGGAGGAGUUCAAUGAGGCAUGCCUUAUCAUUUAUUUGUGUGAGGAUGCGAAUAUGGAAUUGUUAACAUUAUAACCAUUGUUGCUGCAUGCAGUUGUUGACGUUUAUGAUUUCCCCCCCCCCCCCCCCCCCCCUCUUAUCCACUAAUUUAACAUUUUUACUACUUCUAAAAUAAUGCAUGCAAGAUGUCGACCUUCUGUUUGAUACAGAAAUGGCUUUUCUUUUUUGCUCUUUUCUCUGAAAGUGGCUUCAUUUAGAUGAUCUGUACUGUGUGUUCUAGAGGAAAAACAAAACACGGCAAUCUAAAAGAAAAUGACGCCAUAAUCUGGUAUGACAGUUGUGUACAGUUUUAUCAUUCCACUGCAUACCAUUUUACCUGAAGAUAUCUAUUGCAUUGUAAGGGCUUCGCAAUGUCCCUCUAAAGUUUUAUUAAGAUUUUCUUUACUGUAUGUACUGUAUGUAUUAAAUCACUAUAACUAUGUAUCAGAUCACCAUUAAUAUAAAGACUCUUCAUAUGAUAUGAUGCACUUAAAUGUUGAGGAUAAUGAAAAAUUGUAUAAACCUAUAAAUCUGUACUAAUCAUCUUAACAUUGUUUUAUAAUCAUGUGUAUUGUACAGCAUGGCUAUUAUCCUAUGCAAUUAUUAUCCAUAUCAAUAUAUUGAAAAAUCAUUGCCGCUUUUGAUUUCUCUGUGACAAAGCUUUAAACUAGUAGGAUCACCGUAGAGCGUUGAUGGCAUACUACACAGCUGCAUGAAUUCUCCACAGCUGACGUGGGAGGCGGCGUAACGUCAGUAUGACACAUGUGAAGCAAUUCCAAGAUCUCCCCCCCCCCCCCCCCCCCCCCCCCCCCCCCGACUCAUUUUUAAGAAUAAAUAUCUCAAAAAAGAAAGUGUGUCUGUUGAAUUGGUUUCUUUGUAUAAACACAUUCAGUUGUAUCAUUUAAUGAUGCGCACAAGCUGUCCCGUGGGAAGGCAGAAACAUAAGAGCGUGUUGAGAACAGCAUCCUCUGGUGGACUAUUGAGAGACUCACAGCCGACAUGUUGAACAUGGGGAUGAACUUCACAUCGGAGAAUCGAGGACCAACAAACAAGUGAUAAAGACAUCCUUACUAUCCUUAAAUCCCAGAGGUGUCAGGCUUGAGACUGCUAUGAACAACACAUACUUGUAUGUUGGUUUAUUUGACUCUUUUCAGUUAUUUUUUAAGCAUCUGCUAAAGGAUAAUUGGCUCAUUUACAGUUCUGUUGUUUGUCUUGAUCAAACAAAUAAAAUCCUUUAAUACCCGA